Molecule: messenger RNA, 2199 nt
Organism: Effrenium voratum
Lineage: Eukaryota; Dinophyceae; Suessiales; Symbiodiniaceae
Source: the annotation of a GenBank genome assembly
AUGGCAGGCAGAUUUGGCCGCGCCGUGGACUCGCCACGCGACUGCACGGACUUGGCCCAGGAGGACCUGCGGCAUGUGCAGCGAGUCUCCGCCAGCUGCGGGCGGCAAGCCGCGGCUUUCUACUGCGAGCGGGCGAAGCUUGCAGCCCAAGGGCCCAGGAUGCCAGCGGAGGAGCUGUGCGGGCCGGCGGGAACCUUUUCCGCCGUGCAGAUGCGCAUGGAGAGUGCGCGGCAGGCGGCGCUGGCUUUCUUCCUUCUGGCGCAUGACCGCUUCGCGCAGGCGCGGCGCCUGAUCUCCCGCGUGCUGCACCCGGAGCAGGGCCUCUUCCUGUGCCACCUGGACACCAAGGUGGCGCGGCCGGAGGACCUGCAGGACUUCAGGAGGUGGGCAGCCCGCAGCUUCUACAAGGGCUCGGAGCGGGUGCAAAUCUUCAGCGCCUUCCCGGUGCACCGGGGAGGCCGCUCCAUGCUGGAGGUGCAGCUGCAAGCCAUGAGGAUGCUGCUGGCGAGCUCUGUGCUCUGGGAGUACUAUGUGAACCUCAGUGACACUCACUACCCAGCUGAAGCAAUGUCAGUGAUUGGGUCCUACCUCUGGCUACACGACGGCACAAACUACGCGCGGAUCACCUCCACGAAGUACUACGACCCCACGCUGCAGGGCGGCAAGGCUGCCAGCUACGGCGGGCCGCGCCAGGAGGACCUCUACGUGGCCUGUGACCGGACGUUGGCCUUCGAGUGCGAGGGCCAUCUCUUCUCGGUGGCGCCAGGCGUGAAGUAUCCGCCUCUUCUGACUGGGAUCAAAGCUGCCUCGGGGCCAGAGUGGCUGGUGCUGAGCAAGGACUUUGUGGAGUAUGUGAUUCAAGGCCUGAACUCCAGCCUGGUGCGGGACAUCUACGAUGACCUGACCGCCCUGAGCAUCCCUGAGGAGACCUUUUUCCAGACGCUGCUUCUCAGCUCGCGCUUCUGCCACACCGUGUUGCGCCAUGAGUUCCUGUACCUGGACCUCUACGAUGCGCCCUGGCGCCGCUCCGAGAAGAGCGACUUCCCGUUUCAGAGCCCCAGGCCGCUGAACGGCAGCCACCUCCGCGACAUCGCGAUGGAGGAGCCCUGGUUCGUGCGCAAGGUGGACUCCUCGCUGGCGCCCAGCCGCGCCUUGCGCGGCGCGCUGGAGGCCGGCAUCGCCCGGCGGGAGCGGCCCAGGUGGCUGGAAGUGGCGGCGCCCACUGCACCGUUGCUUGCCGCCUUAGGCGGCACUUUGGAGGCCCGGGGCCUCCAGCGCCUGGUCUCCCCCUCAGGCCGCGGGCAUUGGGCGCCGCAGCGCCUGCGGCUCCGCCUGCGGACGGAGCCGACGUCGGCGUCGGGACGCCCGUCGCGGGUGGGCGGCGGCCUGGAGCUGGCGGAGCGGGUGGCAAGGCCCAAGCGGCACAGGGGGUGGGAGCUGCCUCCGGUGGUGGCGAUGCGCGUGGGCUGCGGCUGGGACGAGGCGGCCUUCGACUUCCGCGGGGAGGUGUCGGUGAUCGGCUGCCAGUCCAACGUGUCGCUGGUGGCCUACCUGCGCAACGUGGGCUUCGAGGGCGAGGUGGCCAUCCACUGGCUGCGCGAGGGGCGGCUGCUGCGACAGUCGGGCGGCCAUGUGCCCAAAGGCUUCACCAUGUUUGUGGACCACUUGAGCCCAUCGAUCGCCUCCCCCGGCCGCUGGUCAGUUUCCCUCACGGACGUUGACUCCGGCAACAGGAUAGGAGAGAGGUCAUUCCUCCUCUUCGGCGUCGACGCGAAAGACACCUGGCCAUCCCUGCGAGACUACGAGGAGUUCUUUGACUUCUCGCCCGCCUUCUCGGGCCGCAUGCGGGCUGAAAAAGAAGCUCCGCUGCUGUGGGCUGGAGGUAGGGCUUGCACCCCUGGUGUGUGCCAGCAGCAUGCGCGUUAUUCCUUCAAGCCAUCUGCUGAUGAGGAGGAGGUGGUGGAUCUCGAAGACGCAUGGGCCUCACGGGAUUGGAGAGGCAGCGUCGUGCCAGUGGUGGCUCCGGCCUCAGGCAGCCGGCCGUUUGAUCGGUCCGCAGGUGCGAUCCUUGCAUUCCAGGUACUGCUUGAAGUGGAUGUGCAGUUUGCGUUUUUCAUGGUGCUUCUAGAGGCCAUGGACAAUCUGCAGGGGGAGCUACAUGGCACAGGACUCGGCUUGGUGGUGUCCAGCGCAAGCUGA